AUGAGAACGCACGAGGUUCGCGAAGAGCAAAAAUGGUUUUUGAAAAACAACCGUGAUCCUCGUCCGAUAAAAUUCUUUAUGAAAUUCAACUAUCACAGUAAAAGUACUGAAGAAUGGGAGGCUGGCGAAUAUAAGGACGACUGGGCAAACUAUGAGGAUGAGAAAAAUAACCGGAAAGCUGAUCUGGAUGAAAAACUUGACAGUAAAAAACUGUCUGAUGCAACUGUAGUUUCUUCGUUGCCAUCUACUUCAUCGGUAUCAUCUUCACAUCAAAUCAACGAAAACAAUCUUCAGAAGAGUUACGAAAUUAUGAAGAGGAAGAUGAGGAUGGAGCUUCUUCAUCUGCUUCAAAAAAAGCUCGGAAGGGGGCAAGAAAACCCAACUAGUAACGUUUAUAGCGAGUUGGCACAUCAGGUAAUACCGCGAACUGACUCCUCUGAGUCUUCAAAUGUGAUAAAUGAUGAAGAAAGGAUGGUCAAAAAUGAUGAAGAACUAGAGUUAUAUGCCAAGGAGUCAAGCCGGGACGAUGAAGAGAAAUGGAUUGUGUGUGAUACUGAUUUGUGUAACACAUUAACUAAAUGGAAGCUCGACCGCGUACUGAACAAUUUGGGAUUCUACGACAUAGUAGACAUCACACCAGGAUCAAAUAGUGAUUUCGUACGAUCACUACCCAUUGAUGUAGUACGCGAAAUAAGGCAAUCAAAAUAUUGCCAACAGUUAAAAAUGGACGAUACGGAUGGCAUGAAAAAAUAUAUUGCGAAAGAUUUUCGUAAGCUUGUAGAUGAAAGCUACAUUGGUGAAAAGUGUCUGCUCGCCUCAUCAGAGGAUCGCAAUUUGGAAAAGAACGAUGGGGAAGAUCGUAGUGCUGGCCGAAAAAUAGACAUCAUCUGGUCUAUGAAACCGACCGACCUCGAGUUUUCCAUAUGCGAAUGUACGAAAUGUCAAUACCUUCCUGGUGGAUUAUACGUUUUCUGUGAAAUUUUACGGUCAAAACUGCCAACAAAUGAGUUUGAAGUGGGAUUAUUGUUACGAUCAGUACCGGCAUUGCUAAAAUUCAGGAAGUUACUUGAGGAGAGUUUGACUGAUCUGAAAGAUUACAUUCAAGAUGCGUGUACUCGUACACCGGAUGAUAAUGGAAACGCAGACCUAUUUAUUACGCAUACUGAUUUGACGCCCCCAACAAAUAGAAAACAAUCGAAUUAA
This is a messenger RNA of Ambispora leptoticha, 1203 nucleotides long. The record is from the annotation of a GenBank genome assembly. NCBI's taxonomy places the organism in Eukaryota, Fungi, Glomeromycota, Glomeromycetes, Archaeosporales, Ambisporaceae.